AUGCGAUCUCUCUUGAUUUGCGGCCUUGUCGCCAGUGCAACGGCACAAGUGAGCAUCAGCUACAGUGUUACUGCAACAGUCACGGCAACCGAGAUCGUGACUGUCACCACAUGCCCAUGCUUGAGCUCGACGACUUCGUCAAUAUUGAUACCGGAUGGGACGAUCACACCCUCAAGCACCAUUGCCACCACAAGCACGACUACGACUCUAGCCCCAUCGUCAUCGCUGAUGACCACCAGCAAUCCUGUGGCGAGCUUCAGCCCAGUCACAAGUGCAUCGUCGGCAAGCUCGAUUCUCUCGACCACCUCUGGCACCCCGAUCCCUACGUAUGAUGCAUAUAUCAAUGCCAUCCUUGUGCAUCACAACUACCAUCGCCUGAAUCACACUGCCCUACCAUUGACUUGGUCAGUUUCUUUAGCUGCCACCGCACAGCAGAUUGCGGAAACCUGUGUCUAUGGCCACGUCACUAAUAUUGAUGGUGGCGGAUACGGUCAGAAUAUCGGCGCCGGAUACCCUGGGACGCCUUUGGGCAUGGGUGCCUUCGUGACUGAAGGUCUCUACAACGGCGAGGUCAACAACUAUAUAUACUACGGCCAAGAACCCGACCUCAACACGCUCAAUGCAUGGGGACAUUUCACGCAGAUCGUGUGGAAGAGCACCACGGCCGUGGGAUGUUAUACUGCCGAUUGCUCCUCGAGCGGAUUGCAGAACGUUGGAGGCAAUGUGCAGCCAUACUUUACGGUCUGUAACUAUGCGCCGCCUGGGAACUUUAUCGGUCAGUUCGCGCCGAACGUGGGUGUCUCAAUUGGUCUGCCGAGCAUAGACGCGAACUACGGACUUGCUUGA
Molecule: messenger RNA, 846 nt
Organism: Exophiala xenobiotica
Lineage: Eukaryota; Fungi; Ascomycota; Eurotiomycetes; Chaetothyriales; Herpotrichiellaceae
Exons: 2
Coding region: 1-846 (281 amino acids)
Cellular component (GO): extracellular region
Source: RefSeq, a predicted model, not a curated record